GAUCAGUAUGACACGGCCAAUGGCAACGCGCGGAUCUGUCUCGGACUGUUUUUAGCCGGUUUGCCCGCGCUAUAUAUACGCGCUAUACAGCGUAAACGUAACGCACGCAUUUUCCUGCACGUCCGCGAAAUAAUAAUACGAGAAAAAAACGUUCGAUCGAUUCCGAUUUUGCGCGCUACGCGAAACACAACGUACUACUACCACUACUCACUACAAAUUUUAUAUACAAUCGUAAACACGACGACGGAUUAUUUUAUUGUUAAAUUUUAGUGAAGUACGUGUACAUAUAAUAUAUUGUAUGUAUCAAUUUUCGUACGUCAAUGUAACGCAAAGCGAAAACAAAAAAAAACGCACGCGUAUCUCUCUGUGGCGCGCGUACGUGUAAAUGUGCAUACAGCCGAGUCUUCGUAUAUAUACAUGUAUGUUCUUCGUAAUCGAUGCUAAUGUCGAUGCUGUUGUGUGUGCGCGUGUGUGUCUAUAGUGCAUCGAAGCAACGGAUCAGUACGUGUGUGGUGCGAUUAUUAUCCGUGUGUAUACACGCGACGUGAAAAUAUUUAAGUAGCAAAAAAUAUUAAAAAAAAAAAAAAAAACGAAGAAGAAGAAGAGAUACGAGAAGAAGAAGCGGCUAUUAACAGUGUGUGUAUUAGUGUAAAAGAGAGAGAGAGAGAGAGAUAGAUUCAGCAGCAAGUGUGCGUUAUUAUCAUAGUAAACACAGUGAGCUCGGUCGAUUUUGUCAUAUUUUUCGCCAGUUCUCGACGUCGUGCUCGUGCUCUCGCGAAGUCGUCUCCGCUGCUGCAGAAGAUCAUUACAUAAAUAACAAAAAAAAAAAAGAGCCUCUCGGAGAAAUCUGCAUUCUGUGUGUUUGUGCGUAUAAUAAUAUAUAUAAUACAUUUCGUCCAAAAAAGAGCUGCUGCGAGCAUGUAUAAUAAUAUCUCUCUGCUUAUAUGCUGCUCCUCUCCUGCGCUCGUCAUAAUAUAAUCGAAGAGAGAGAGAGAGAAACACACCGACAACAGCACAACGAGAGUGUCGAGGCGCAGUGAAAAGGAGACGAUACACACACACAUUCGCCAAGUGCAUCAUCGUUAAAUAUAUUGUCUGUGUGUGUGUGGUAUAUUAUAUCCGCAGUGAACGUUACAUAUUUUAAAUCAACCGACGACGACGACGACGACGUUCGGAAAAAGCCCCGCAACUCUAUAUAACGUGUAUACAAGUGCCCGUACAGUCUGCUGCCUUGUUUAUUUCGGAGCUCCCUCGUAUUGUUGUGUGUAUCGAGUAGCUACUCGAUAAUAAACUACAGCUACUACAGAAAUACUACUGUGCCGUGUAGUCUUCCAUACUUAACCAAUAAUACGACUGCCAAUACGCACACAAAGACGACAACGGAAUAGUAGUAGCGAAGUGAAGUAAAAAAAAGAAGAAGAAGAGGAAGAAUAGAAGAAAGAAAAGUGUCGUGAAUGCAACGUGAUCGUGAGUGGUGAUGAUACCAGUGUGUGUGUAUUGUGUAUAUAUAAACACAUCAAAAAAAGUGCGUCUAACUUCGUGUAAUGAUCGUUGCCGGUUCUUCGCGCGUAUAGCAUCGUUGCCAAAAAAGAGCAAAGAAAGCAAAGCAACAACAAAAAAAAAGUCACUCGCGCAGCUUGCAGCAAAACGAGUGUGUGUGUGCCUUACGUGAGAUCGCGCAUCAGGGGCCCAUGCAACAGCAGCGGCAACAACAUACGUAUAUAACAUAACUGAAUCCUCGUAUUAUUAGAGCACCGCUGCAUAUAUGUGUGUACGCGAUUCUAUCGUGCACAUAUAGUCGUCGUCGUGCCGUUCGAGAUAGCGUGUCCGUAUUGAGAUCGCCGAGUGGUGCUCCGUCAGCGAGGUCGUGCACAUUGCCGAUGUGUGUAUCGCACAACUAUCGGCACACAUGAAUUUCCUACUUCUGUGAGUUCUUUUUCUGUGCGGCCCGAUACUGACUUUUUACAAGUGUGCGUAUGAGUGUGUUCUUCGAUACAAUACACGCACACAAGGGUCUGACGUACCAGCGCACUGACAGUUGUGCGUUGUUGUUGUUGUCUCUAAUUUAACUCGUGCGCUUGCUGUUUUUUAUUGUAAAACGUUCGUUCGGCUUGAUAUAACGCGAGUGAGGCCAAGACAAGUAUAUUUAAAUGAUAUACGCACGCGAAAGAGGCAAAUCCAAAUGAAAUAAAUUCGAGAAGUCAGAGAUUCGCAACGUGUGCUGCGAUCAGCUGUUCCUCUCUCGCCUCGCGCGCAGUGGGCGUCGUUGCCGUUGUUCUCUCUGCGUGCUGUCGUUCCAGAGUGCUUCGUUCGUCGAGAAAAAUAAUAAAAGUGCAAGUGAUUUUUGACGGGCAGAUAUAUAUAUAUAUAUAUCUGUCGAAGCUCUGUGCGUGCGCGUGAGUGUGUGAGUGAAACACAGAUAGAAACACGUGGACAAAAUUGUAGGCAGGCGCAUCGAGACACCACGUUACGAUGCACCACGAGCAGCCUAUGAGGCUCAGGUGGUUGCUAGCUUUCAACGCCAAAGGACAACGAAAAUCUGGUUGUCGGCGUCAUGAUAAACGAAUAGACUAUUUAGACAUACUGUCUUCUUGCUGAAGUCAACCUGCAAUGUUGUUUAGGUGAAACAAAAGAAGGAGGCGCUGACCGGUGGCGACGGCGGCCAUGCGCCCCGGCCCGCCGUGCACGAGCCGCCGCAGGCCCACCCGUCGCCAGCAGCCGUCGUCGUCAACAACAGCAACAGCAACAUCCGAAGUGUCCUCGCAAUCUAGUCGUCAAUUUCAUUCCAGUAACAAUCAGCAACAGCAGCAAUGCCAUUUCAACGAGAGCAACGGAAGAGACGGUCGGCGGCCGCUACGGAGGAGGAGCCUCGGUGCCGUCGCGUUGUUGCGGCUGCUGCCGAUGCUGCUGCUCGUCGUCGCAGCCUGGACGCCGACGAUCAUCGCCACGCCCGUCAUCGACGCUGUCGGAAGCGCCGUGGCCGCCAACUCGCUCGCCAGCGGCGACAACGGCAUUGCCAUCUACAACGACAAUCCGAACGACAACAACAACGACUCGUCGUUCUCUUACGCCGUCGGGCCGCGAUCGAUAGUCGUGACAACGUCGUCGGUCCACGAGACCAACGGCAGCAACAGCAACAACAAUGUGACGGCUCUGGAGGCGAUAAUGACGAGCAGCAGCAGCAGCAGCAGCAGCAGCAACGGCAUGACGAUGAACAACAUCAACAGCAGCAGCUUGGUGCGACCGCCGAGGGAGCCGCGCAAUCUCACCAUCGUCUACCUGACCGCGGUCAAGGGCGAUCUCAAGGAUCGCCAAGGACUGGCCAUAUCCGGCGCCUUCUCCAUGGCAGUUGACGAGAUCAACAACGAUCCGAACCUGUUGCCCGGUAUGAAGCUUCAGAUGCACUGGUACGACACCAAGGGCGACACGACCGAGUCCACCAGGGUGAUGAUCGACGAGAUCUGCGAGGGCGCCGUGGCCUUCUUCGGGCCCGAGGGCUCCUGCUACAUCGAAGCCAAAGUCUCCGAGUCGAAGAAUCUUCCGCUCAUCAGCUACAAAUGCUCGGACGACAAAGCCACGUCCAUCCGGACGUUCGCGCGCACCGAGCCGCCCGACACUCAGGUCACCAAGUCCGUCAUAGCCCUGCUCAUCCACUACAACUGGAACAAGUUCAGCAUCAUCUUCGAGAAGCCGUGGAACACCGUGGCCAAGUCGCUCCAGUCCCAGGCGCACUACAACAAUCUCACGGUGAACCACUACGUGCAGAUGGUCGACCGGCACAUCUGCUGCGAGGAGCGCAUGGCCUGCUGCCAGGGCGCCGGCUGGUUCGGCACCAUACAGGAGACCAAGAACAUGACGCGUAUUUACAUAUUUCUCGGCACGCCGAUCUCGCUGAUCGAGUUCAUGAACGCGAUGCAGAAUCAGCGGCUGCUCGACGACGGCCAGUACAUGGUCAUCUACGUCGACAUGCUCACGUACACGCCCAAAGAAGCCAUGAAGUACUUAUGGAAACCUGAACACUACAAUCUGCCGGACUGCAUGGACCCGAAGGACAAGGACUUUUUGGUGCGAGCCCGCUCGCUCAUGGUGGUCGCGGCGACGCCGCCCACCCACAACUACAUGGAGUUCACGGAGAAGGUCCGCCACUACACUGCCCAGGAGCCCUUCAACUUUCCCCUGCCCUCGCUCUUUCAGACCAAAUUCGAAAAGCACGUGUCCAUCUACGCGGCGUACCUGUACGACUCGGUGAAGCUGUACGCCUGGGCGCUCGACCGGCUGCUGCGCGAGAAUCCGGACGUCGAGACGGAGAAGAUCGUGAAGAACGGCACGUGGAUCAUCGACACCAUCAUCAGGAGCCACGUGUACAAGAGCAUCAGCGGGGCCAUGAUCAAGGUCGACAAGAACGGCGACUCCGAGGGCAACUUCUCGGUGUUAGCCCUCAAGCGCGAGCCCCUGCAGAUCCUGAACUUUUCGUGCGACUACCAGAUGAAGCCCGUGGGCCAGUUCCAGCAGGGCCAGGUGCUGGCUUAUCGUCCCGCCGAGGCCAUCGACUGGCCGGGCAAGAACAAGCCCGAAGCGGAGCCGGGCUGCGGCUUCUUCAACGAGCACUGCCCCCAGAGCAAUUCGCUCUACACGACGACAAUCGUCACCAUCGCCAUGUUCUUCGCCAUUCUGCUGACCAUAGGCGUGAUGAUCGUGGCGAGCUAUCACUGGCGCUACGAGCAGGAGCUCGCGGGCCUCAUGUGGCGCAUCGAGCUCGACGACGUGCGCUGCCACGACACCAACAAGCUCCAGCUCAAGGCGAGCAGCGACGCCCAGAAGAAGCUCAAGGCCGGCGGCCCCGGCGGCGGCGGCAGCCAUCAGAGCAUCAACAGCAGCUGGUCGUUCGAGUCGAGGCUGGGCGAGCAGCUGUUCACCUCGGUGGGCACGUACAAGGGCUUGGUGGUGAGGAUACGCAAGUGGAGAUUCGACAGGAAGAUCGAUCUGACCCGCGACACCAUGAAGGAGAUGCGGGCGCUGCGCGAGAUGAGCCACAAGAACAUCAACUCGUUCGUCGGGGCCUACCUCGAUCCGCAUACCGCGGUGCUGCUCACCGAGUACUGCGCCAAGGGCAGCCUUUACGACAUCAUCGAGAACGACGACAUCAAGCUGGACGAGAUGUUCAUCACGUCGCUGAUGCACGAUCUCAUCAAGGGCAUGUCGUAUCUGCACGCGUCCAACAUCUUCGUGUGCCACGGCAAUCUCAAGUCGUCCAAUUGCCUGGUGACGUCGCGCUGGGUCCUGCAGGUGUCCGACUUCGGUCUGCACGCCUUUCGCUCCGAGGCCAUCAUGGUGAUCGACGAGACCAGCUCCCAGGACCACGUCGUCGAGACCGGCGAGCACGAGCAGUUCCGAAAUUUGUAUUGGCGAGCGCCGGAAUUGCUGAGGUAUCCCGUGCUGGGCGGCACCAAGGAGGGCGACAUGUACUCCUUCGCUAUCGUGCUGUACGAAUUGAUGAGCCGCAAGGCGCCCUACACCACCGGCGAAAAGGAGGGUCAAACGCCCAAAGACAUUAUCUUUCACGUGACGUACGACGCGCUCAACAACAAGCCGCCGUAUCGUCCCCAGAUCGAUCUGAUCGACGCCAAGGACUACGAGUGCACCGAGUGGAUCAAGCCCAUGAUCAUGGACUGCUGGAACGAGUCGCCCGAGCUCAGGCCCGACUUCAAGAACGUGCGCCAGCGCAUGAACAAGAAGAACGGCAAGAUGCGCCAGACCCUGAUGGACAGGCUGCUCGAUCUCAUGGAGCAGUACGCCAACAAUCUCGAGGAACUCGUGACGGAUCGCACCCGAUUGCUCGAGAAGGAGAAGGAGAAGACCGAGGAUCUGCUGCACAGGAUGCUGCCCAAACCCGUGGCCUCGGUAUUGAAGAGGGGCGAGGACGUGGAGCCCGAGGCCUUCGAGAGCGUAACCAUCUACUUUAGCGACAUCGUCGGCUUCACCGAGAUGUCCGCGUCCAGCACCCCCUUCCAGGUCGUUACUUUCCUCGACUCCCUGUACUCGGUCUUCGACACCAUCACCAAGAAGUACGACGUGUACAAGGUGGAAACGAUCGGCGACGCGUACAUGGUCGUAUCGGGCCUGCCGAUCAAGAACGGCAACAAUCACGCGGGUGAGAUCGCGUCGAUGGCGAUGGACCUGCUGGAGGCGGCGAAGAAGCACACGAUACCCCACAGGCCGAACGAGCCGCUCAGGCUGCGCAUCGGAAUUCAUUCGGGCCCGGUGGUGGCGGGCGUGGUGGGCCUGAUCAUGCCCAGAUACUGUCUGUUCGGCGACACGGUCAACACGGCCUCGCGCAUGGAGUCGAACGGCGAGCCGCUCAAGAUCCACAUAAGCGAUCGCUGCAAGGAGAAGCUCGAUCUCAUCGGCGGCUACGUGACGGAGGAGCGCGGCCUGGUCGAGAUGAAGGGCAAGGGCCGAGUGCUGACCUACUGGCUCGUCGGCAAGACCGAGGAGGCGAUACAGCCGCGCUUCUACGACGACGACUACUCGGGCAUCGGGCCGAUCUUCGACAGCGCGCGCAGCCGACAGCAGGCCAUGGUGAUCAACGGCUCGAUAGCCAGCAUAAUGGGCGCCGGCUCGAUGGCCGGGAGUCGUCGGGAAUCGGCGGCGCAAGAGUUGGCGCUCAUGCUCGGCGAGCGGCCGAACACCAACGCCGCCAACAAUCGCAAGCACGAGCCGACGCCGCUCUACUUACCACCCGCUACGAUCACUCCUAGCGUGUCCCAGCUCACUCUGCGCUCCGUCGCCGACAUUAGCAAUCAGCCGAACCUGCCCCUGCAGCAGCAGCAAAACGAGCCGACGGAGAACGACGCGCUGUUACCGCGACAGGAGGCAGAGGCGACGACGCCACCGGAUCCGCCGCCCCGGAGUUUCGGAGGAUCCUUGGAGAUCGUGUACCCCGCCGAGUCGUACGAGUCUCUGCAGCAGCAGCAGCAGCAGCAGCAGGACCACAAUCGUCAGCUGCCGCUGCUCAACGGCCUCGAGAACUCGGCGGACGCCGCGGCGGCGGCGGCCUUGAACAGGUUCAGGAUGCAGGACGGCGUCAACGGCAACGGACUCUUGACGAUCCUGGGCACGCCGGCCAACGGCCACGCGCUGGUCCGCAAGCGCAACCCCGCCUCGCACCACCAGGCGCCGGACUUUCGCAAGAGCGCCAUGCUGACGACGGCGCUGGUGGCCUCGUCCACCAUACCCUCGUCGCUGGACCACUACCACAAGUACAGGCAGCAGCAGCAGUCGCGCUCGCUCGUCUCCUUCCCGCCGGAGCUCAUGCAGCCCGCGGUGCCGCCCAAGCCGGCCAGCCACCAAGCCACGGCUGGCGGCCAAGGUAACCAGUCGGAGCAGGCCUCGCGCAACGUCAGCUGGAAGCUGACGAGCAGCAGCAGGCGCUGCCUGGUGCACUCGCUCGAGAACUGCCAGCGCUGCUGUCCGGCGAACGCGACGACCUCGUCGUCGGCCUCGUCGUCGCCCCGCAACUCCAAGUCCAGCCUCAACAAUAAUCGAGUCGCAGCGAGCAACGACUCCGGCGGUGCUGGUGCUGGUGCUGGUGGUCGCCGUCGACAAGGUCGCCAGGUCGUACAGGCGACGACGACGACGACUACGCCCAACAACGCCGAGGACGUCGAGGCCGACGCGCUGCUGCUGCUCAGCGACAACAAUUGCAGUCUAGUCAAGAAGUGGAAGUCCCUGGACGAGGUGGGCGGUGGCUCGCAGCACGUCGUCAACGAGAUCGAGUCCUGCUGCGGCGACGGCGGCGGCGACAACAACGACAACUGCUGCCGAGUCGUCGGCAACAAGCUCGUCACCGGCAUGCACCAGGAAGACCAGAGGAAGGAGCCGCAGAGCAACAAGAGCAAUUCGCGCUUCGCCUGGUUGAAGCUGUCGAAUCUGAUCAACGGCAACGGGCUGCGCGGCAGCACGGGCCGCUCCGCGCUGAGCCGAGUCAUUCCCGGCUACAGCGACGUUUCUCAUCACUCCGAGAGCGAGAGCAUGGUCUGACAUGGUCUGUGCAUAUGAAUCAAGUGCGUGUAUCAAUGACGAAAAAGAAGAGGAAAUUAAUGACGAGAAACCUGUGAUAGGCUGAUAUAAACUUUACGUGUACUAGGAGAGUUAACAAAUUUUAACGGAAUCACCUUACAAAGUGUAAUAUAUGUAAUAUUUUAUAAUGCGAUAUAGCCUAGAUUUAUCGCGCGAUCGUUAGUCCGUAUGGAAUAUUUAAUACUAUUUGUUGUUGUUUGAAAUGAAAAAAAUAACACUUCGAACGAGAAAACGACUGUUUUUCUAUAUGUUUUAUAUACGUUUAUUUUGUAAUAGCAGCUCGACUACACAUGUAAAUUAAAGUUAAUAGAAAUCGAAACAAAAAAUACAAGAAAAACACAUAAACAAGUAUACAGCAUAACUCGAAUUGGUCUGUUUAUAAAUAAUUAUGACGAUAAGUAAGUGUUAUACGUAUCGUAUAAAAAGCUCUUUACUUGUCGAUGGAGUUUUGCGGGAGUGAAAAGAGCCCUUCGUUCCACCGUCUAUAGUUUUUAUACAGUAAAAAAAUUGGCCCCUAGGGUUUUUUUACUUAUAAAAUUAAGAAUGUCGGAUCGAAGGAUAUUUUGUACUGUUAUUGUACUAUUAUUGUCGACGACUCUUGCGGCGACGUAUUAAAUAGUAUAAAUUAUCGGCUGAAUUAAAUGAAAACAUUUUUAUGUAAAAAUGACAUAUUGUUGCGAUAUUCAUGUAUUUAACAAUAUGUUUAUUUUUCUACUGUAGUUAAACUAUAAAUGUUUUUUUCAUUCGGUUGAAAAAAAAAUAGAUGUAUAGCUGUGCCUGCGUAAUAAUAUGUGAAUAGUUGACGAGAUGAGGUUUGACUUACUGAAACAAAAAUCAGUAUACAAACGAUAGUAAGUUUUUUUAGUUUAAUGAUCCGAAUCAUUUUUGAACGACGAAAAUAUAUAUUUUUACUCAGUCCGACAAUGAUCAACUAGUCAUUUCUUGUACUCGAUGAACGACGUAUGAGAGCGCAGUAAGAGAAAUUGAAUAUGUUUAUUUUUUUUUGGCUAUUUCGAAUUUUUAUGUCUAAUCAGGGUAUAGUUUUAACGAUUUGUCAUACUCAUUGUUCAUAGGAACUGUAUGUGAAUAAUAAGUAUGCAUGCAAAAUACGCGACAAACUUUGCACUACUAUGAUGCGAUAAAUCAAAAUGUUAUCAUAGCGAUUUUAAAUAUAAUAAAAUUGUGAAUGUUGAUGAUGUAAGAGGUAAAUUUUGUUGCAGUUUCUAUUAAAAACAGGACUUUAUUUUUUAGUCAUCGAAAGUAUGAUGAAUUAUCGUUGCCAUGUUUUAGAGUAUAUGUGCCAAUCUCCGUUCCCUUCCUUACUUUUGUAUGAGAGAGUUACCACGUAUAUUUUCACUAUUUUAUUAAUUGCAAUUAAAAUAUUUGCAUUGAAAUGAUGCAUAUAUUAUUAUUUUACAAUAUUAAUGUAAAUGAAAAUAACUAAGCGCGAGUUUUGUAAUAUAAUUAGUAUAGGCACUUGUAUGAUACAAAAGAUGUACAUUUUAUAAAUACAUAAUUUUUUGUUGUAUUCCCAUUGAAGUUUGAAGGGGAUAAUAAAUUUUUUUAAAUCUUCGAUAGGAACAAAUAUUGAUUCUAACCAAAGUAUGUGCACGUGUAUAAAAUGAAACGACUUAUUAAUUCUGUUAUUAGUACGAACAAAUUGAAAAGCAUUGGAAACAAUAAGUAAAUAUAUAAUAUAUAUAUGUCUAUUCUGUAAUUGUUUUAUGUAUAUGUAAAAUCGUUUACCUAAACAAAAGUACACAAAAGCAAAAUGUAUUCACAAAUAUAUUAUCUAAAAAAUAGACAUGCAUAGGCGCAACUGUGCAUAUUUAUAAUUACUGAUGAAAGCAAAUAAUCCACAUGGCUGUGAAAAGUGAAACAGAUUGUACCUAAGGUGCUUAGAUUGUAUCUUUAUGUCAAUUGUAUAUAAAAGAAUAGUAAUAUAUUACAUAAAAUUAUCAUAUAUAUUAUUGUAGUAAAAAACGCUAUUGCCUUUCAUGUAACAGUCAAUUAAACUUAUACAUUUUGAAA
Molecule: messenger RNA, 10110 nt
Organism: Trichogramma pretiosum
Lineage: Eukaryota; Metazoa; Arthropoda; Insecta; Hymenoptera; Trichogrammatidae
Product: receptor-type guanylate cyclase Gyc76C-like
Exons: 15
Coding region: 2665-8040 (1791 amino acids)
Biological process (GO): protein phosphorylation; cGMP biosynthetic process; receptor guanylyl cyclase signaling pathway
Molecular function (GO): guanylate cyclase activity; peptide receptor activity; protein kinase activity
Source: RefSeq, a predicted model, not a curated record